UCGACUCCUCAACUUUCCGCGUUGUAGAUCGACGAAAUGUCUUCUGAACCUGUAGUGAAGACUCUCCAGUCCAGCGACGGGACACCAAUCCACGCUGAAUUCAUGGGCGACGUUCAGAAGCCAUGUCUCGUCUUUGUACACGGACUGAACAUGUCCUCGGUCGCCUUCGACGGUAUGUUCCGUGACAGUUCCUUGCUUCGAGAAGUCUGUAUGGCCCGUUAUGACCUGCGCGGACAUGGGCGAAGCGGCAAGCCCGAGGAUCCAGAGGCGUACAAGUCAUCGCUCUAUGCCGAUGACUUCGUCACGCUAAUGCGCGAGUUCGGAUACACCAAGCCUAUCCUGGUCGCUUGGAGCUACGGAGGCACAAUCUCAUGUGACAUCUACGCCAGCCUCAGCGCAGACACACUCGCAGGUGUGGUCUACCUCUGCGCGGUCCCGUACAUCGCACCGCCGAUGUUCCCGGACUCCAUAACACCGCCCACCGUCGCCCUGAUCCAGAGCCAGAUGGCCGGGACGGACGUCGCGUCCUACCUCCGGGACAAGACCGCCUUCAUCGACGCGAUCUGGCAAGACAUCGACAACGUCGACUACCGCCUCCGGCUGACAUGGCUCGCGCCGGGGUUCGUGCAAACUCCACAGGUAAUGCGCAACGUCGUCACGCGGCCCCAGGACCCGACGAAGCUCUUGGAGGCGGUGGGCAACGGCGUGCCCGUGCUGAUGCUGUAUGGCGACGCGGACAAGAUGGUGAGCGGCGCGUUCGUCGCGGAGAAGAUGCAGCCGUGUUGUACGAACGCGGAGGUGCAUGUCGUCAAAGGGGGAGGCCACGCGCCCUUCUUCGAGCACCAGGAGGAAGUUGUCCGCGAACUCUUGAAGUUCGUUGACCGCAUCAAGACAAGUGGGAAACCGUAGGAGAAGUGACGAAGAGACCUACGUAAAUAUGAAGGCAGUAGUCAGCUACCUCGGACGAGUGUGCAAUCUGUUACGGCAGCACACGUAGCGACCCCGACCUUUGCGCAGUCUCAUGCUCUGAACAUAUUCGGAACUGGUGGUUAUCGUCCUGCGAAUUCAGUCGGUAGAAGAUUAAAAUCA
Molecule: messenger RNA, 1089 nt
Organism: Rhodofomes roseus
Lineage: Eukaryota; Fungi; Basidiomycota; Agaricomycetes; Polyporales; Fomitopsidaceae
Product: alpha/beta-hydrolase
Exons: 5
Coding region: 37-909 (290 amino acids)
Source: RefSeq, a predicted model, not a curated record